Messenger RNA from Colletotrichum scovillei, 3082 nucleotides. Its product is annotated as major facilitator superfamily transporter. The transcript has 2 exons. The coding region runs from base 1499 to 3082 and encodes 527 amino acids. NCBI's taxonomy places the organism in Eukaryota, Fungi, Ascomycota, Sordariomycetes, Glomerellales, Glomerellaceae. Gene Ontology annotation, molecular function: transmembrane transporter activity. Gene Ontology annotation, cellular component: membrane. Gene Ontology annotation, biological process: transmembrane transport. The record is from RefSeq and is a predicted model, not a curated record.
UUCGCCAGUCGCUGCUGAACCAUUUCGUCUGCCCAGAAAUGCGGCGACAAAAGCCCAAGAAACCAAGGAAUGAGGCGGCCGGGAGAGCGCCCAAGUGCCAUGCCAAGUCGCUCACUGCCGUCGCAGCCGCCAUCCAUUCUCAUUCAUCGAUAACCUCUCCUCCAAAACCCAGAAGAACAGAGUCUCUUCUCGUCCAUGGGAUCGUGGUUUCUCAACCGCUUAAACGCUUGAUUACCAACACCGAUUAGUUGACCUUUCGCCGCCUCGAGAAAUCACAGACUCGUGUGAGACAUUCCAACAAGAUGCUACUGACUAGAACUAGUCUCGCGCCUUAUCCCCCGUUGCAGCAAACCACCAAUCACUUCACUCAGUUCAGAGAACCACAGUAUAGGCGCACGCCAUCGCGCCGGGUCGACCUCGCCAGCCGUGCCAACCAUGAUAGUUCAACCAGAGAACUUCCCCGUUGGAGCUAUGCAUCCACACCCUUAUUCCCACCUAUCUUGCUGUCGGUAUCCUUCCGGUUGACCAUCCAUCAGAACCAGCACGCACAUGUUCAUGUUGUUGCCCCCAUGGGUCCCCCAGUCGCCGCAACGUUGUCCCCCAAUCCCUAAUCCUGACUCGUGCUGCUCUAGCCAUGACCCUGCCCACUUUCUUAUCCUUCUCAUCCAAUCUUUGUUACCCAAAUUACGGUCUCAUCCUCCAUCUUCUCCCCAGAUAUUGGGGCAUACACCGCAGGAACGCGGAGUUCGAGAGGGGAAGAGAGCGAGCGUAUGGGGGAGGUGUGGUAAACCAGGCCCUGCCAACAUCGCACCUUGCCCUUCCCGCCACUUCGGUCGAAUGAUGUCCCAAAUUGCACCCACUCCUCCUGGACUCCUGGUCAUUCCUCGCCUGUCAAUUGUCUGGUCCAAGCUGUGAUCCGGCUCGCCGAACCACACAGGACCCGGUAAGCCGUCUCUAUAUCCACCCCGGGAUACCAGGAGCCUAGGGCCCGUGGGGGUUUGGUUCUGGCUUUGGUCUCGUCGUCUCUUUUCGCGGGGAACCGAGAUGUGGACCGGGGAAAUGGAGAAGUCCUGCCUGCUUCCCAACAAGAAAUCUUGGGGUAAAAGUGAGGAGAGAAUGAGGAUGAGAUUCCGGGGUUUGGCAGCCCAGAUUGAUACCACGUCCGGAAGGGGAAAAGGAAGGAAACUGAAGCACUACCUACGGUCCACGGCUCGCUUUUCCCUAACACCUUACCACCCACCCAUUACCACCCCUUCGGGGUGCUCCACCUGAGAUCUGCUCUUAUAUAGAACGAGGUAGCAUCCUCUUUCUUCCACCUCCUGCUCUUCUCCUGCAGGUUGCUCAGCUUCUUCCCUUCCUUUGCAGAGGUUAGACAAGACUCCGGACCCCAUAGCCCCCAUCAAGUCAAUAUCUGAGACCUUUGCUGCGUCUCUCGCACCUCGGGCCCUCACCACCACACCAUCAGGAACCUUCUCUCGCUCAGUCUCACCUAGACAAGAUGGCCUCUACCGAAGUCGCCGACCCGGAGCUCGUGCGCCCCAUGAGCGGAGGCGGCCCGGGCAAGAAGUCCUUCCACGAAGUCGAGCGCACAAUCUCCAACGAGAAGGCCGACCACCAACGCCUCGAGAACGUCGACAAUGAGCUGUCAAAGUACGUCGGCGACGGCUCCAUCACCGUCUCCAGAGAGCGCAGCGAUCAGCUGCGCAAGAUGAUUGAUAGGCGCGUCCUGGUCAUCAUGAUCGGCACCUACUUCCUCCAGGCCAUCGACAAGGGCACAAUGUCCUUCGCCUCCAUCAUGGGCCUCCAGGAGGACACCCACCUCAAGGGCCAAGAGUUCUCCUGGCUCACCACCUGUAUCUACAUUGCCAUCCUCUUCGUCGAGUACCCCCAGAACUACAUCAUCGCCCGUGUCCCCAUCGCAAAGUACCUCAGCUUCUCCAUCAUUGCCUGGGGCGCUGUCCUCGCCUGCCACGCCGCCUGCACCGACUUCAAGGGCCUCGUCAUCGUUCGUACCCUCCUCGGUAUCUUUGAGUCCGCCUGCCAGCCCGCUUUCGUCAUUCUCUCUUCCAUGUGGUACCGCCGCGAGGAGCAGGCGUCCCGUGUCACGUACUGGUACAUGAUGAACGGUGCCCAGCAGGUCGUCGGCGGUCUCCUUGCCUACUGCUUCACCCACAUCAAGACUGGUCCCCUCAAGUCCUGGCAAUGGCUGUUCCUGGCUUACGGUGUCAUCUCCGUCAUCUUUGGUCUCUUCGUCCUCCUUUGGAUGCCCGACUCGCCCAUGCGCGCCAAGUGCUACUCCGAGGAAGUCAAGCGGGAGAUGGUCGAGCGUGUCCGCGACAACCAGACUGGUAUCCAGAACAAGACCUUCAAGCGCGAGCAGGCCAUCGAGGCCCUCAAGGAUCCCCAGGUCUGGGGUUACUCUCUCAUCGCCCUGUGCACCACCCUGCCCACUUCCGGUCUCGGUGCCUUUGCCAAUAUCAUCAUCAAGAGCUUCGGCUUCAACACGCUCGAGGUCCAGCUCCUGGCCAUGGUUCUCGGUUUCUACAUCAUCUUUGUCCUUCUCGGCUCCGUCUGGCUUGUCAAGAAGUUCAACCAGAACCUCUACGUCAUGCUUGGCUUCUGUGUCCCUUCCGUCAUCGGCACUGUCCUCCUCAUGACCGUCCCCAACAACACCUUCUCCCAGCGCGUCGGCCUCCUCAUCUGCUACUACAUCACCCUCUCCUUCUGGUCAGCCCAGACCCUCGCCCUCUCCCUCAUCUCCCGAAAUGUCGCCGGCCAGACAAAGAAGCAGUUCGCCGUCGCCAUCAACUUCAUCGUCUGGGCCGCCGGUAACGCCAUCGGCCCCCAGGUCUUCCUUAAGUGGGACGGUCCCCGCUACUUUAUUGCCUUCGCCACCCACUUGGGCUGCUACGCGCUUCUCAUCAUCGUCAUCAUCUGCCUCCGCAUCUACCUCUCUCGCGAGAACAGGAAGAGGGAUGAGAUGGUUGCUGCUGGUAUUCCCGAGGCUUCGCCCGACUACACUGCCCACGCCUUCGAGGACAAGACUGACAAGGAGAAUCUGUCUUUCCGCUAUGUCUUCUAA